AUGGCCGGCCGUCACUCCCAAGAGAAGUCGUACGCAGAGGCUGCCGCCGCCCCGGCACCAGAGAAACCUGACAGCUCGGAUGUCACCCCUGCAGUUCCUGCGGACGUUAUCUAUAAGCUUCUGGGCUUCACAGCAGCUAUGAUCGUUGGUCCCAUUGGCAUGUACUUUGUCACAGUAGACUUUGGUGCGAGCUCGACCGUGGCUGGGGUGACUGCUGCUGUCACUGCCAAUGUGAUCUUGUUUACUUAUAUCUAUGUUGCCUGGCUGGAAGACAAAGAGGACAGAGAGGUGGCCGCGAAAAGAAAAGAGAAAAAAGCCCAGUAG
Molecule: messenger RNA, 324 nt
Organism: Aspergillus clavatus NRRL 1
Lineage: Eukaryota; Fungi; Ascomycota; Eurotiomycetes; Eurotiales; Aspergillaceae
Product: vacuolar ATPase assembly integral membrane protein VMA21
Exons: 3
Coding region: 1-324 (107 amino acids)
Biological process (GO): vacuolar proton-transporting V-type ATPase complex assembly
Cellular component (GO): endoplasmic reticulum membrane
Source: RefSeq, a predicted model, not a curated record